AUCAGAUACCACUACCAUAGCUAAAGCUUUCUCCCCUCAUGACACAUCCUUCAAGCACCCCUUCCAAGGCUUUACCUUCUGCCAUUUCUGAUGCAAGUGUCCAGUCACAGAACAAUCAUUCUGCUGGACACCAUGUUCAAUGGUCAGACCCAUUGGUGUAUACCAGGGGCAUUCCUGCAAGGGAAUCUCAGGGAGCUAAUCCUGCAUUCGCUACUGCUGCUUCAUCUGUUACCUCUGACUACUAUCCUUCCCGACAUGAUACUGGAACUAUUGCAGGUGCUAUGGAGUGUCUGAAUUUAGCACCUACUACCUCUAGUGCAAGUUCUGCCUCGUCUAAUUACAAGCCACCACCUCAAACUUACCAACCACUGUGCCCUCAGCUCACUGGCACAUCUCAAGCUGCUCAUCAAGGUUCCUCCAUCAUUGCCAUGCCCAAGGAUCCAAAUUUGCGCUUCGUUUUUUUGCGCCGAUUACAAGCAGCUCAAGCUAGGGGACCUGUCAAUCCUACUGACUCUAGUGUCAUUCAUGAUAGCUAUGCUACUGCAGAACCCCAAAGCCUGGUGCCAGUGGUAUCUGAGGCAGUGCUCAACCAAUCAAAUGACACUGUGGAGUCUACUACUACUGAUGUCAAUGGCACUCCCCCACUUGUUCCCACAGUCACAGAAGAUAUCAUUGACCUUAGCCUAGGCAAUGCUAAGAAGAAUGGUCUGUUGCAAAAGGAACCUACAAGUCAAAAGGGCACAGAGAAGCAAAGAAAUACUCAGAUCCUAUUGACGUUCAUUGACAUCAAAGCUGACACAGCGAAGCGCCGCCUCGACUUGGAAUCCAGCGAUGCCUCCGAAGGCGGUCCUCAAAAACGCCUAAAGCAGAAAGGAGCGUUACAACCUCGUCUCCACUCAGAUUCAGCCACAAGCGAUGUUUCGCCCGGGCCACGCUCGUCAAUCGAACCGACAUCGUCUUCGGGCAGAUUUUCGUCCAGCAGUGUCGAAGUUACUGAUGAGGUCAUCCCGGACGGUCCGAAAUCCAUAGCGGAUGCAUACAAUAACUGUCCAGAGCCUUCCGUGUCUCUUGAUGACACUCGAGCACCAACGCAUUCGGCGCGAGGGAGUGGGGUUUCGGAUGUGGUGCGCAGUUAUAAGAGGCCGGCCCUGGGUGGGAGUACCGCAGCGUCGAGCAGCAGGGUCAAGGUGGAGGAUAUAGAUAUGGAGGUGUCAGACGACGAGGUCGAAGCUGAUCCUCAGCGAGCAUGGUCCUAUGCGGCGGCGAUCUCCCAAAAAGUGCGUAUGUGGGCGAAAACAUUGAAGAGAAUCCGCCACGCGCGUUUGGAGUCUUUAUUCGAUGAUAACGUGGAGAUUAUGUCUAAAGGCGAGAUUUUGAAUCUGCUGAAAGAGAUCGACGAGAACAAGGACUGGGCUACUCGUGCGGAAGUCGAGGAUGCUCGUCUUGAGAAGCACCUAACCGCUGUGUUGACCGAAUAUCUGAUGAACGGAACGGAAGCCUACAAUAUCGGAACGCGCAUCCUCGACAACUUUGCGCAGCGGUUCCGCGGUGAGAGAUACCCCCAGACACGUAGGUGAAGGUGAAGGGAGGAGAACAGGUUGAAGGAAGGUAACUCGUGGGAUGGCCGCUGCUGCGGGAUCCUGGGUUCCAGAAAUUUCGCAGGCGCCAGCACUCGGUAUGGCCGACGGUAUCCGUUUGUCCGUUUUUGGCGUGUGCUGUUGUCUCACAUUAGCUGUCUCUGCUUUUUUUGUCGUGGUUUUGUGCUUUGUCGUUCUGUGGUUUCAUAUGCACAUAUGCUCUUUGUCGUGGUUUUGUUUUUCGAACGUUGACGUUCACUGUUUUCAUUCACUUUGUGCACUUCAUUAGUACUACCCCCUAACAUGUUCCUUCCGAUUGGCUGCUCUCCUUUUGCAUUAGCUACGUCUCACGAAUGCGCACGCCCAACG
Suillus bovinus is the source of this 1946-nucleotide messenger RNA. RefSeq lists its product as uncharacterized. The transcript has 4 exons. The coding region runs from base 39 to 1577 and encodes 512 amino acids. The record is from RefSeq and is a predicted model, not a curated record. Lineage: Eukaryota; Fungi; Basidiomycota; Agaricomycetes; Boletales; Suillaceae.